AUGGCAUAUACACCUCCUCCGAUAUUAAGGGGGUCUAAUACAGAUGCCUUUUUCCCAUCUUUGAAAUCCCCUCCAUUAGAAAAUGACCCUUUCAAACUACUAGAAGCCAAUAGACCUCCAAUAUCAUUAGCGACUCGUGAUAAAGUCAGACAAUACUAUCUUUCGCAAAACGUUGAUCAACCGAAAUCAAGCUCAAAUGAUAAAAAAGAUGAGGAAUUACUUCAACCAAGUGUUCAAUCUCAUACGGUCAAAGUUGAUGAAGACUAUUUUUCAAAACCAACAUCGUCGUUACCAAGAGCAACCGAAUUAAAUCAGCCUGACUAUUAUUCAGAAGUUACUGAGGAGAGCUCAGCUUCUGACCCGCAUUUGGAGCCUGAACUUAUACAACCAGAUGUUGAAACAUCUUAUAGUGAUUUACUUUCUCAAGAAAACCAGAUAUCCUCUAAAUCUUUGAAUCAAUAUCAUAAUCUUCAUCAUCAAAAUAAUAAACCUGCCGAUAUAGCAUCACACCAAGAAGAUACUCCUCAUUCCCCUUCACCAUUACCCGAAUCUCCUCUUCAACCACCAAUGCCCGGAGACUUUCAAUUCCCACCACAUAGUGAUCGUCACCAUACUAUUAGCCGAGUAGGCCCUGUUCACAGUAUGAGCCAAAUUCGAACGGUGCCCGCGAUUCCUUCUGACACUUCGUUAUUCAGCCCUCCAUCCCACAACCGUGAUUUCGAACAAACCGAAAAUCCAGAGAUCAAUCAUCCAGACCAAGAAAAAUAUCCAUAUGAUUCGACUCAAGAAAGCUCUUCUUUAGACAAUUGUUUAAAAACCAAUGCUGCACAACAAUUUGAGAGUCUUACUCCUCACAAAGAAAAACUCACUCCAAAUAAUCACCAUGAUAGAAAUAAAAAACAUGAAAACCACAAAUUUAGAAAAGAUGGUUCCUACAGUGAUGCUGAAUAUGAAAACGAAUCCUUUAAUCCUCACCACAGCAGGAACGUCACCGAUGCUUCAUAUAAUGUUGUUAACUCUUCGACUCCAUAUAAUCAGGCAUCACUAAAGCAAAAACAGAAAAGUACUAACGUUGCCCAAAAUCUAAUAAUUGGUGACAAGCUUUCUAGCAAUAAUAACGACUACGUAACCAAAAAAGAUCUGGAAGUAUUUAUUCAUGGGAUAUCUGACAACAUUGCAAAAAAAAUAGCACAUCCUGAAGGCAGUAAUAAAAAUAUCGACAGCGAGAAAUCAUCAAUGUAUGUCCCACCAAUAUUUAGCACUUCAAGGGCAGCUGGUCCAAAUGAUGAAAGUACUUUUCAAAUACCAAGUCCACAUUUGUCAAUGAGUGAAGACGUACAAAAUCGAUCAUUUACUUAUCAGAAGUCAGGUCCAACGUCUUAUGAUUUAACCACACCUUCCAAAAAAAGCACUAUUGGUAUCGAGUCGUAUUUAUUAUCUUUUCCUGAAGGGACUGAGAUUUUCAAAUCUUUCCUUGAAGGAAGGCCACCAAUGCUUACUUUGUUUCAGUCUACCAAAAGCAAUCGAAAUUUAGGUGAUUCUGCUUUAAAUAAGUCUAGCCCCCAUGCACAGUCUACACCUAUAAAAGAAAACACUAAUGUACUAGGUGUCAACUCUUCUUCAAAAGCUAUAGAAAGUGAUAAUACCCCGUUGAGAUAUGACCAAAACUCAUUAUUAGCAUCUAUCCCUGCCAAAACACCUGAUAAUAACAGACCUUUUAGACGAGCCAGUGCUGUAACUUUUGCAUCAACCGAAAAUAUUAUACCUGUUGAAGAGAAUGCUAAUAGUUAUAAGAAUAACGAUAGUCAGAGGACAAGUUUAACUGAAGUCGACCAGCCAUUUUUUCAAAAGAGAGAAAAUAGUCUUAACACCCAACAAGAACUUGAUAUCGGUUUGCUUAAAGAAAAAAUUGCCCAACUGGAGGCAGAAAAUUAUCGUCUUGAAAAAAAGCUUGAAAGCACACAGGCAUCGCUUUUGGAUGAAAUACAAAGACGGAACAACGACAACAAUCGCAAUAAUGAAACUACAAAAACUCUUAAAGAUGAAGUUACGAAGCUUUCAGGUACUCUCAAAUCUUCACACGAAAACAUGAUUAAGCAAGUCUCACAUAUCACGAAAAAGGCCAACGAGCGAGGUGUUGAAGUAAAGGCCCUCAAGGCACAAGUCAAACUGUUAAUCGGUACUGCAAGGCCUUUAACUUCGCAAGAAAUGCCUGAUUUUAAACCAGGAGCAAAAAUACCAAGUGCUUUAUAUGAACGGUUAGAUAUGCCUUUGAUAGAUACUUUGGGUGUUAUUGAAGCUAGAAAUUUUUUGAAAAACAUUGUCAUGCAAACUGGUGUGAAUUUACAUCGUUUAGAAAACAAGAUUGCUGGUCUUAUAUCCUGUGUAUGCAUGACAGACAUGUAUAUUCAGUUUGUAAAUGAUUUGAACAGAGCACUUUUUAAAAUUCCAAUAGAUGCCAAUAUAUAUCCUUUUGGAGAAGAACGGAAACGAACAAUGGCGCAAAUUAUGCACGAAGUUCAAAACCUCAUUACGCAUUAUAAAAAUACAACCACAAAAAUCAAUCACUUUAAACAAAUUAAAGAGCUCUCCAUUUAA
This is a messenger RNA of Magnusiomyces paraingens, 2598 nucleotides long. RefSeq lists its product as uncharacterized. The record is from RefSeq and is a predicted model, not a curated record. Lineage: Eukaryota; Fungi; Ascomycota; Dipodascomycetes; Dipodascales; Dipodascaceae. Bases 1 to 2598 code for a protein of 865 amino acids. The transcript is spliced from 2 exons.